This is a messenger RNA of Symbiodinium natans, 999 nucleotides long. The record is from the annotation of a GenBank genome assembly. NCBI's taxonomy places the organism in Eukaryota, Dinophyceae, Suessiales, Symbiodiniaceae.
AUGCCAGUGCCAAUCAAGGUCGUUAAGAUGGCGACGAUGCUGGGUGUGGCAAUUCUUGGAACGGUUUGUAGCCUGAGCUUUUGGGCCGACCUGAUCUGCAAUGAGCCGAUACGGCCGUCCAAGCCGUUGAUGCCGUCCGUGCCGUCAGCUUCGGAGCUUUCAGGCAUAGUGGAUCACAUCGGGAGUCCUCGAAAAUAUUUCGUUGGAUUGUGCAACCGGAGCUACACAAUUCCAGAGGUGUACGAUGCUUUUGCAGCUCAUUCAGUUGAGUGGUCGAUUUUGGGGAAGACUGAUCCUUGGUGGAGUGUCAUUUCUGUCCCUGAUUUAAAAGGAAAGGUGGACCUUCCGAAGGAACAGAAACAGCACUUUUACGCAUCUGGAAGGUUUGAUCGUGACAGGAUUCUUCGAGAUGUACGAGCAAAUGGGAGCAGGCCAUUGGACAAUGCUUCCAUUUCAGUGUUGGAUUUUGGCUGUGGGGUCGGGCGCUUGGGAAUGGCCUUCGCAUGGAAAUUUGCGGACGUGACCUGCGUGGACCAAAGCGUCUUUCAUCUGCAAAUCGCACAGAAAGAGUGGCAGAUUCAGAACAAGCGCGCGAAAGACGACCGCACUCCGAAGGGGCAGCUCAAUCUGAAGGUGUCUGGGCCCGAUUUGCUUGCUGCUGUGGCUGGGAAAAGGUUCGACUUUGUGUAUUCGAUGAUUGUUUUUCAACAUAUGAUUCCACCUCUGCAAAUUGUCUACUUGGAGCAAAUGUGUGACAUAUUGAAACCUGGAGGGCAAGGAUGGGUUCACAUUCCCACCAUGAUACCGGUGGGCUUGGCAUUGACACCUUGUGACGUGCGCCGCUCCAUGAGAACAGGAGGAAUCCAAAUGUAUAAUACUCCGAAGGAUCUUCUCGAAGGAAGUUUCAGAUCACGAGGCUGCAAUGUCACAGUGCUUGAACGAGGCAAUGCCUAUAUCAAUCCGGGCAGUACUGCGGGCAUCAUCUUCUUCAAUAAGUAG